CCUGUUGUACGUCGUGACGUCAGCGACGUCCUUGCUGUCAUCACUUCACCGGGAGAGAAGGGCGUCCGGGGGUAACUGGCCGAGAGCGGAGCCGCUGGGACUCUUCUGGAGUGGACGUUUGAUUUGACGCUUCCUGUGCAGCGGCGGCCCGGGUGGAGCUUACUGUCAGAGGCGCAGGACGUCCAGCCCAUCGGACCGAUCGGCACCACCGUGUGUGAGGCGCUGUGAGGACCGCUCAUGCAUCGCUUAAGGACUUGUGCGGCGCGCUUGCGCCCGCUCACCGCCUCGCAGGCGGCACAGACUGUCGCCCAGCAGCGGCCAAUCACAGCCACCGGCGCCGCUGGCUCAAGGACGUUUCAGCCAAUCAGGAGCUACUCGGCGCCGGUGGCGUCGGAGCCGUUCCUGAACGGGACGAGCUCCAACUACGUGGAGGAGAUGUACUACGCCUGGCUGGAGAAUCCCAAGAGCGUCCACAAGUCGUGGGACGUGUUUUUCCGUAACGCCAACGCCGGCGCGCCCCCCGGCGCCGCCUACCAGUCUCCUCUGGGUCUAGCGGGUCCUCAGCUGUCCUCGCUGGUCGGCACUCAGCCAAACGCGGAGAAGCUGGUGGAGGAUCAUCUGGCUGUCCAGACCCUCAUCAGAGCCUACCAGGUCCUGGGCCAUCACAACGCCCACCUGGACCCUCUGGGGAUCAGCUGUGUGAAUUUUGACGACGCUCCAAUCCGGGGGCACCACGUGGCCCAGCUGGACCCGCUGGGCAUCAUGGACGCCGAUCUGGACUCGUGCGUUCCCACUGACAUUAUCACAUCCUCCGACAAGCUGGACGUGGCUGUGCUCAAGAAGAGGCUGAGGUUCCUAAUGGUAGGAGGCUUCUACGGUCUGGACGAAUCAGACCUGGAGAAGGUGUUCCGGCUUCCCACCACCACCUUCAUCGGCGGCUCAGAGUCGGCGCUGCCGCUCAAGGAGAUCAUCCGCCGCCUGGAGAUGGCGUACUGCCAGCACAUCGGUGUGGAGUUCAUGUUCAUCAACGACCUGGAGCAGUGCCAGUGGAUCCGCCAGAAGUUUGAGACUCCAGGAUUGAUGCAGUUCACUCUGGAGGAGAAGAGGACGCUGCUGGCCCGGAUGGUCCGCUCCACCAGGUUUGAGGAGUUCCUGCAGAAGAAAUGGUCUGCAGAGAAACGAUUCGGACUGGAGGGCUGCGAGUCUCUGAUCCCGGCUCUGAAGACCAUCAUCGACAAAUCCUCCGAGAACGGAGUGGAGAACAUCAUCAUGGGCAUGCCGCACAGGGGUCGGCUGAACGUUUUGGCCAACGUGAUCCGUAAGGAACUGGAGCAGAUCUUCUGCCAGUUCGACUCCAAACUGGAGGCGGCCGAUGAGGGCUCCGGAGACGUGAAGUAUCACCUGGGCAUGUACCACCGUCGGAUCAACCGGGUCACGGACCGGAACAUCACCCUGUCUCUGGUGGCCAACCCGUCCCACCUGGAGGCUGUGGACCCCGUGGUCCAGGGCAAAACCAAGGCGGAGCAGUUCUACUGCGGAGACACCGACGGGAAGCGAGUGAUGUCCAUCCUACUGCAUGGAGACGCCGCCUUCGCUGGCCAGGGCAUCGUCUAUGAGACCUUCCACCUGUCGGACCUGCCGUCCUACACCACGCACGGCACCGUGCACGUUGUGGUCAACAACCAGAUCGGCUUCACCACCGACCCGCGCAUGGCCCGCUCCUCUCCGUACCCAACGGACGUCGCCCGCGUCGUCAACGCCCCCAUCUUCCACGUCAACGCCGACGACCCCGAGGCCGUCACCUACGUCUGCAAGGUGGCUGCGGAGUGGAGAGCCACCUUCCACAAAGACGUGGUGGUUGACCUGGUGUGCUACCGCCGGAUGGGCCACAACGAGAUGGACGAGCCGAUGUUCACCCAGCCGCUGAUGUACAAGCAGAUCAAGAAGCAGAAACCGGUUCUGCAGAAAUACGCCGAGAAGCUGAUCGCAGAGGGAGCCGUGAGCCGGCAGGAGUACGAGGAGGAGAUCGCCAAGUACGAUAAGAUCUGCGAAGAGGCUUUCGCUCGCUCCAAAGACGAGAAGAUCCUGCACAUCAAGCACUGGCUGGACUCUCCGUGGCCCGGUUUUUUCACUCUGGACGGGCAGCCCAAGUCGAUGAGCUGCCCGAGCACGGGCCUGUCUGAGGAGAACCUGAACCAGAUCGGACUGGUGGCGUCCUCCGUCCCCGUGGAGGACUUCACCAUCCACGGAGGUCUGAGUCGCAUCCUGAAGGGCCGGGCCGAGAUGGUCCGGAACCGGACCGUGGACUGGGCUCUGGCCGAGUACAUGGCGCUGGGCUCCCUGCUGAAGGAGGGCAUCCACGUCCGGCUGUCGGGUCAGGAUGUGGAGAGAGGAACGUUCAGCCACCGUCACCACGUCCUCCACGACCAGAACGUCGACAAGAGAACCUGCAUCCCCAUGAACCACCUGGCGCCGGACCAGGCUCCCUACACCGUCUGCAACAGUUCGCUGUCCGAGUACGGAGUGCUGGGCUUCGAGCUGGGCUUCGCCAUGGCGAGCCCCAACGCGCUGAUCCUGUGGGAGGCCCAGUUCGGAGACUUCCACAACACGGCGCAGUGCAUCAUCGACCAGUUCAUCUGCCCGGGUCAGGCCAAGUGGGUCCGGCAGAACGGCAUCGUUCUGCUGCUGCCGCACGGCAUGGAGGGCAUGGGUCCAGAACAUUCCUCCGCCCGGCCCGAACGGUUCCUCCAGAUGUGCAACGACGACCCGGACGUCACGCCGAACCUGACGGAGGACCUGGCGGUCCGGCAGCUGUACGACUGUAACUGGAUCGUGGUGAACUGCUCCAGUCCUGGGAACUACUUCCAUGUCCUGAGGAGGCAGAUCCUGCUGCCCUUCAGGAAGCCGCUGAUCGUUUUCACUCCCAAGUCUCUGCUGCGCCAUCCCGACGCCCGCUCCAGCUUCGACGGCAUGCUGCCCGGAACCCACUUCCAGAGGCUGAUCCCGGAGGACGGGCCGGCGGCGCAGCGGCCCGACGCCGUGAAGAGGCUGAUCUUCUGCACCGGGAAGGUUUACUACGAGCUGACCAAAGAGAGGCAGAGGAGAGGCCUGGAGGAGACGGUGGCCAUCAGCCGCAUGGAGCAGCUCUCCCCGUUCCCGUUCGACCAGGUGAAGGCGGAGUUUGAGCGUUUCCACAACGCCGACCUGGUGUGGUGUCAGGAGGAGCACAAGAACCAGGGUUACUAUGACUACGUGAAGCCACGCAUCAGGACCACCAUCAACAAGGCCAAGAACGUCGGGUACGCCGGCAGAGACCCGGCGGCGGCGCCGGCCACCGGAAACAAGAACACACACCUGGUGGAGCUGCGGCGCUUCCUGGACACGGCCUUCGACCUGGAGGCGUUCAGCGAGCAGUAGACGGCCGCACUGGACUCACACUCAUGAUUCAUGCAGAAUCGAUCAGAUUUAUCCAUAAAUUCAGUAAUUAUUGAGUUAAAGUUGAUGCAGCAAAAACAUUUGGGUUUAGGUUUGAAGUUUCCUCUGAAAUCGGCUGAUUUAACGUCGCCACAACAAACUCCACACACACCCCUCCGUCCACACACCCGCUCCAGCUGCAGAUAACCGUCAGAGUGACGCCUCCUGUUUCCUCCAUUCACUCAGAGGAUCGGAGCUGCUUCUUCUCCUGAGUUUUAUUUUAGCUUUUAUGGCUCUUUAGCAUCGUUAGCAGAGAUCAGAAGGAGUUUGGUGGUGCUUCUCUAUUUGUAAUUAGUCGCCAUGGUAACGCCUAUCACUGAGAUUUUGUCAUAUAUUAUUCUGAGGAUAUGUUUGGGAUGAACCAAUCACGCGCUGCUGAUUUAGCCCCGCCCUCCCCGCGCCGGUCUGCGUUCAUCUCGUGCCAAAUUGCCGCCUUCAGUUUUUCUGUUUGGUCAUUUUCCUGGUGCAGCUGAACUGACGGCGGGAAACCGGAAGAAUCGUCAGCAGAGGAGGAAGUCGUGGCGAUCAGAGCUUCUGAGAGACAAAGAUUAAAAAUCAUUUAUUUAUUUUCAUAUUAGGGGAUUGAAGUCUGCUGCGUUGUUUUGCUUCAUUCAAUAAAGAAAUCUGUGCUGAACAGAC
This is a messenger RNA of Gambusia affinis (western mosquitofish), 4113 nucleotides long. It is a transcript of the gene ogdha, whose product is annotated as oxoglutarate dehydrogenase a. Gene Ontology annotation, cellular component: oxoglutarate dehydrogenase complex; mitochondrion. Gene Ontology annotation, molecular function: thiamine pyrophosphate binding; oxoglutarate dehydrogenase (succinyl-transferring) activity. Bases 238 to 3417 code for a protein of 1059 amino acids. NCBI's taxonomy places the organism in Eukaryota, Metazoa, Chordata, Actinopteri, Cyprinodontiformes, Poeciliidae. The record is from RefSeq and is a predicted model, not a curated record. Gene Ontology annotation, biological process: tricarboxylic acid cycle. The transcript is spliced from 25 exons.